Molecule: messenger RNA, 1986 nt
Organism: Lathyrus oleraceus (garden pea)
Lineage: Eukaryota; Viridiplantae; Streptophyta; Magnoliopsida; Fabales; Fabaceae
Product: serine hydroxymethyltransferase, mitochondrial-like
Exons: 15
Coding region: 183-1727 (514 amino acids)
Biological process (GO): tetrahydrofolate interconversion
Cellular component (GO): mitochondrion; cytoplasm
Molecular function (GO): glycine hydroxymethyltransferase activity; pyridoxal phosphate binding
Source: RefSeq, a predicted model, not a curated record
CUUAGUACGUUGUAUGCGUAAAGUAUUGAUUGCAGUGAAUUAUAUUCCUAAAAAAAAAAUGUAGCAUAUAGAAUCAAAUCAUAAUCGCCACCAACCCCGCUCACUCACUCACCCUCCACUACCAACUACCAACUCAUAUAUACCACCAACACCACCCUCCAAUCGAAACAACCAUCGCAAAAAUGGCCAUGGCUCUUCGCAGACUCACCUCCACCAUCAACAAACAAACUUCACCUUUCUCCAACACCGCUUCUCUCCGUCGCAUGUCAUCUUCGCUCUCCGCACAAGUGAAUCACAAAUCUAGCCCCGAUUGGAUUAAACAGCUCAACGAUCCUCUUGAGGUGGUGGAUCCUGAGAUUGAUAAUAUAAUCGAACUUGAAAAAGCUCGUCAAUGGAAGGGACUAGAACUUAUACCUUCAGAAAAUUUUACGUCCUUGUCGGUGAUGCAAGCAGUUGGAUCUGUUAUGACGAAUAAAUACAGUGAAGGUUAUCCUGGUGCUAGAUACUAUGGUGGAAAUGAGUACAUUGACAUGGCUGAGACCUUGUGUCAGAAGCGGGCACUGGAAACUUUUGGGUUGGAUCCAACACUAUGGGGAGUCAAUGUGCAGUCGCUAUCGGGAUCUCCUUCCAAUUUCCAAGUUUACACUGCUUUAUUGAAACCUCAUGAGAGAAUUAUGGCACUCGAUCUUCCCCAUGGUGGGCAUCUUUCACAUGGAUAUCAGACUGACACCAAGAAGAUAUCAGCUGUAUCUAUAUUCUUUGAAACAAUGCCGUACAGAUUGGACGAGAGCACUGGUUAUAUUGAUUAUGACCAGAUGGAGAAAAGUGCUGCACUAUUUAGGCCAAAAUUAAUAGUUGCUGGUGCUAGUGCUUAUGCCCGCCUUUAUGAUUAUGCACGUAUUCGCAAGGUCUGUGAUAAACAGAAGGCAGUUAUGUUAGCUGAUAUGGCACACAUCAGUGGAUUAGUUGCUGCAGGUGUUAUUCCUUCUCCUUUUGAUUAUGCAGAUGUUGUAACAACCACAACACAUAAGUCACUUCGUGGGCCACGUGGGGCUAUGAUAUUCUUCAGGAAGGGUGUGAAAGAGAUAAACAAGAAAGGGCAGGAAGUGCUCUAUGACUAUGAAGACAAAAUAAAUCAGGCUGUUUUUCCUGGACUUCAAGGUGGUCCUCACAAUCACACUAUUACAGGCCUAGCAGUUGCAUUAAAGCAGGCUAUGACACCAGAGUUCAAGAGUUAUCAGAAACAAGUUCUUAGUAACUCCUCGACUUUUGCACAGAGUUUGAUAGAGAGAGGCUAUGACCUUGUAUCUGGCGGAACUGAGAACCAUUUGGUGUUAGUGAACUUAAGAGACAAGGGCAUUGAUGGCUCCAGGGUUGAGAAGGUGUUGGAAUCAGUUCAUAUAGCUGCCAAUAAAAAUACUGUUCCAGGGGAUGUGUCUGCUAUGGUUCCAGGGGGUAUCAGAAUGGGAACCCCUGCUCUCACAUCCAGGGGUUUUGUUGAGGGUGAUUUUGAGAAAGUAGCUGAAUACUUUGACGCUGCAGUCAAAAUAGCCUUACAGAUCAAAGAAAAUUCUAAAGGCACAAAGUUGAAGGAUUUUGUGGAAGCUAUGCAAUCAGAUGCACAAAUUCAAUCUCAAAUUGCUAAUCUCCGACGUGAAGUAGAAGAUUAUGCUAAGCAGUUUCCCACAAUCGGUUUUGAGAAAGAGACAAUGAAGUAUAAUAAGUGAAGAUGAAGUAUGGAGUUUCUUUAAGAGUUUAUGGAAUAACAACCCAAAUUUGGAUAUGUUGCUCAACAUAUUCUAACUCUGGUCUUAGAAGUUGUGAAUUAUAUUAUCAAAGGUUAAGUGAAAAAGAAAAGGGAAAAGUUUUAUGACAAUGAUAAUAAUCCUUUUAUAUAGGGAUGAGCAUUUUCUUUCAAACUUGAUAUAGAUAAUUAUUUGGAGUUGAAAGUUCCUUUUGAUGAUGAAGUUUGAGCAUUUUUGGAUU